Molecule: messenger RNA, 2473 nt
Organism: Acanthopagrus latus (yellowfin seabream)
Lineage: Eukaryota; Metazoa; Chordata; Actinopteri; Spariformes; Sparidae
Gene: eci2
Product: enoyl-CoA delta isomerase 2
Exons: 11
Coding region: 135-1331 (398 amino acids)
Molecular function (GO): fatty-acyl-CoA binding
Source: RefSeq, a predicted model, not a curated record
GAUGACAGAGUGGGCGGGGCAAGCGGAGUAAACAGAUACUAGCUGCUGGUUAGCUCUGCUGUGGCUAAAGCUAGUUAACUCUUCCCUGCCCCGCUUCGUCCCCACGAACUUUGGACCUCCUUCUCUGGGAUUAAAUGGCCGGCGUCGCCCUGAAGCUGUUCGCUCCCUGGCGUUUAGUCAAACUACGAAGUUUGGUCAGAAGCUCCACAGUUCCCAGUCUGAAGUUUCACACCACAGCGUCUCCGAUGAUGGGUGCGACGGUGGAGCAGUUUGAGCAGGCAAAGAGCAAAAUGGCGACACUGAAGAACGACCCGGGCAACGAGGUCAAACUGAAGAUCUAUGCUCUCUUCAAACAGUCCACGCAGGGUCCCUGCAACACUCCCAAACCAGGCAUGCUGGACUUUGUCAACAAGGUUAAGUGGGACGCGUGGAAAUCUCUGGGCUCCAUCUCACAGGAAGAAGCCAGGCAGCAAUACUGCGACCUGAUUGGCUCACUGGUGGAGGCAGAAGGCGGAAGCCCCGCCCAGGUGGGUGCACAGCCUGCUGGGAGCGGGACAGUGUACGAGACGCUGUUGGUCACUACAGAGGACGGCAUCACCACCAUCAAACUGAACCGACCGAACAAGAAGAACGCCAUCACCACUGAGAUGUACAACGAGAUCAUUGCAGCUCUGGAGCAGGCAGCGAAAGACGACUCAGUCCUCACUGUUCUCACUGGCGCUGGUGAUUUUUACUGCAGCGGAAACGACCUGACCAACUUCACCAAGAUCCCUGAGGGUGGGGUCGAGGAGAUGGCCAGAAAGGGUGGAGAUCUGCUCAGGAAGUAUGUGAAGGCCUACAUUGACUUCCCGAAGCCGCUGGUCGCCGUGGUGAACGGACCGGCUGUCGGAGUGUCAGUCACAGUGCUGGGACUGUUCGACCUGGUCUACGCCACAGAGAGGGCGACCUUCCACACUCCGUUCAGUCAGCUGGGUCAGAGCGCUGAAGGCUGCUCCUCCUACACCUUCCCCAAAUUAAUGGGCGCCGCCAAGGCCAGUGAGAUGCUGCUGUUCAAUAAGAAGCUGACGGCGGUUCAGGCCUGUGAACUGGGUCUGGUCACUGAGGUUUUCCCAGACAGCAGCUUCCAGUCGGAGGUCUGGACCAGACUGAGGGCCUACGCCAAGCUGCCCCCCAACUCUCUCGCCCUCUCCAAACAGCUGAUCCGGGCGGUGGAGAAGGAGCGUCUGUACGCGGUGAACGAUGCGGAGGUGGAGCGUCUGAUCGAGCGCUGGAUGUCAGACGAGUGUUUCAACGCUGUCAUGAGCUUCUUCCAGGCCAAGGCCAAACUCUGAGAGACGCUGAGUGUGUGUGUGUGUGUGUGUGUAUGUGUGUGUGUGUGUGUAGGACAGAGUGUGUGUGAGAGAGAGAGAGAGAGUGUGUCAACACAAACUGCUGAGAUUAAUAAUGAAUAUAAAUGUAAAGUAGAAGGCGGUCAGUCGGAGGUGACUGACACAUCAGGCCAGUGUUUGUACAAACUGAUCCGCUCCAGCGUGGUUCUUCUUCGUGGUCUUUGUCGUGCAGUGUGUCUGCUGAACGUCGUCGGUCGGCCGAUCCUCUCGCUGAGCUGAAGCAGAGCCACGAGUUGAUUCCCUGACGUCAGUGCCUUUCAGUCAUUACUGCUCCUGUCGUCUACAGAGCGUCUCAAAACACCGCGGUAACUUACCUCAGUUGUAACAAAAAUUGUGUUUUUUUUAUUUGUUAAGUCUAGAGGAGAUGUCGAGAAACAAACUAACACGUAACAUAUUUACGACGUCUGACUUCUGAACACACUUCUGAGAGGAGGAUAAAGCACCUGAGUUUUUAUCGACUCGUCAUUGGUCCUCAAAUUUGUGUUUCCUGCAGUUGGAUGUGAAAGAACUGAGGCGUUACAUCAUCUUUCUUCAUCAGAAGUCAGGCGACGUGGAUCUGUUGAAGCUGUCUGAGCACGUGGCCUCUUGUCCUCAACACGUCGAUGCAGCCGAACGUUACAAUCAAACAGAAAAGGUUACAGAUAAAACUUUACGUCCUCGUAGCUCCGAACAAAUCUGUGAUCAAAUCUUUUAUCUCUGUUUACUCGACGCAGCCGUCGCUGACUCGUGGAAACUUCACAUCCAUGAACUACAAGAUGUUUGAACGUUUUGUCCUGUGAGACGACUGAACGCUGACUGACGGCUGAACUUCACCCUCAUUAAGAGUUUAGACACUAACAGAUGUUGGAGGUUGAAUUAGACUUGAUGACUUUAUUCUCACUUCAGCCUUCAGAUUGUAACUCGUAUGUCAGAGAUGAUUCCAGCGCUGAUGAUCCUGAUGUUUAGUGUGAUGACAUGAGGGAAACAUGAAAGAUUCAGUUUGUAAUUGAGCUCGUUGAUCGUUAAAGUGCCUUCAACACUUUGUAACAUCGUUCACAGGCCGAACAUUCAGCUGUACGUUCAAUAAAAACACAGUUUGUAACUAA